Molecule: messenger RNA, 756 nt
Organism: Coccidioides posadasii C735 delta SOWgp
Lineage: Eukaryota; Fungi; Ascomycota; Eurotiomycetes; Onygenales; Onygenaceae
Source: RefSeq, a predicted model, not a curated record
AUGAAUCCCGACGACAACGACCCCUUCCUCCAAGUUCAAGCAGACAUCCUCGCCACCCUCAACACCACGCGCCCCCUCUUCUCCUCCUACCAACGCAUCCGCUCCCUCGCGACCAAACCCAACAACCCCGAACUCCUCCAGGCUCGCGAGGAACUCGAAUCCACUCUCCACGAACUGAGCACAGACCUCGAAGACCUCGUCGACAGCGUCCGCGUGGUAGAAAACGAUCCCUACCGGUAUGGCAUCGAGCUUGAUGAGGUCGAGCGACGGCGGAGACUCGUGGAGGAUGUGGGUCGGGAGAUUGAAGGGAUGAGGGAAGAGUUGCAGAAGACGGUUGCUUCGAAUGCAGCUACCGCCGGAAGGGAGGCGGGGGGAGGAGGAGGAGGUGCGUUGCCCAACCCGUCUGAUUUCGAUCAUCUGCUUGAUGAGGACCGCGAUGAGGACUAUUAUGCGGAGCUCGAGCACCAGAGACAGUUGGAAAUGAUGCAGGAGCAGGAUCAGCAGCUUGAUGGCGUGUUUCGGACCGUAGGCAAUCUGAGACAACAGGCAGAUGACAUGGGAAGAGAGCUAGAAGAGCAGGCAGAGAUACUGAAGGAUGUCGACACUCUUGCGGACCGUGUGGGUGGAAAGCUACAGAGCGGAGUAAGGCGAGUAGGACAUAUAAUCAGGAGAAACGAGGAUACGAUGUCAAGUUGCUGCAUUGCAAUUUUGAUUAUGGUUUUGAUCCUGCUAUUAAUUUUGGUCAUCGUGCUUUAA